This is a messenger RNA of Trematosphaeria pertusa, 1823 nucleotides long. RefSeq lists its product as uncharacterized. The record is from RefSeq and is a predicted model, not a curated record. NCBI's taxonomy places the organism in Eukaryota, Fungi, Ascomycota, Dothideomycetes, Pleosporales, Trematosphaeriaceae. The transcript has 5 exons. Bases 228 to 1565 code for a protein of 445 amino acids.
CCCAUUUCACAUCACAAUUGCAACAUCAGGCACAUGCCAUGGCAGCCGCGUUCGCCCAGCACGGAGCUGCCGUCUGCGUCAUGUAUUUAUUCUUCAUCUUCCUCUCUCUCUCCUAACCUCCCCCAUUGUCUCAUUUCCCACCUUAACAUCACAACCUACAAAACCUUCAGUCCAUUACUUCCAACCACAAUUAUCCACUCCCCAAACUCCCCACAGUCGCAUUCAAGAUGACUGGCGGCGCGCAUGCAGGCAACAGUGUCGGCGAGGCCAUACGGAAAGGUGUCGGCAUGGUUCACGGCGCCGGAGAAGGCAUUCGCGGAAACGUCAAUGCGGCCGUCGACUCUGCUACCGGCGACCACGAGUCUGCAGCACGGAAUGAAGCCAUCGCCAGUCGCGGCGCCGACGAGAUGGACCACGGCUAUCAUCGUCAUCCCCGAGCUGCUGGCCCUGGUCAGGCCGAUCAGGGACUCACGGGUUCGACUAACUAUGGGUCGCAUCCGACGAACGUCGGUAAUAAGAUGGAUCCGCGAUACGACUCCGAUGUAGAUCAUCGAGGAACUGCUCAGGGUUCGACGAACUACGGCCCACACAGCACCAAUAUCGGAAACCAGAUAGGCGUCUACACCACUCCAAUAUAUCUAACUUCUACACCUGUCACUGUCCCUACUGCGUAUUUCAUUUCUCUGGCUUUAGCUAAUUCCCCAGACCAUCAAGGCGCGCAAUUCGACGGUUCCGGAUCGACUAACUACGGCCCACACAGCACGAACUUCGGGAACAAAGCCGAUCCUCGUUAUGACUCCGAUUUGGACCACCGUGGCACUCGGGAAGGGUCGACGAACUUCGGACCACACUCCACAAAUAUUGGCAACAAGCUAGACCCUCAUGUGGACUCAGAUAUGGAUCAUCGCGGCGCAAUACACGGUAGAUACGGUUCAUCGAACUAUGGACCCCAUCCUACCAACAUCGGCAAUAAGCUUGAUCCACGCUACGAUUCGGACCUUGACCACCGGGGUACUACAGAAGGGUCGACGAACCAUGGACCGCACCACACGAACAUAGGCAAUAAGCUCGAUCCACAUUAUGACUCCGAUCUGGACCACCGGAGACCUGGAACACACCAGUACACCGCUGGAGCAUUAUCAACCUAUGAACCAACGCACUACCGGUCUCAGCCUACUCAUUGCAGCAGCAUCUUGAAUGCUUUGGACCCUCGUGUUGACUCAGACCAUGCUCGACGUACUUCACGCGAGGAACCUGUACCUAGAACCAGCACAUUUGGAGCACCACGCCGCGCUGAUACCAAUCCCGUGCCUCAUCUCCACCACCACUGUCCUCCCGACGGCGAAGAGAAGUUGGAACGAUACGAUCGUCGGCCCAGCAAGUCGCAACAUGCUCCCCACUCCAACCGCGUCGCCAACGUCCUCGAUCCUCGCGUCGGGUCGGUGGCGCCACUCGGUGAACCCCAUUCCGCUCAGAAUCCGCAUCAGAGCCAGUUUCUGAAUUUGCUCGAUCCAAGGGUGGACAGUGUUGCGGCGAAGAAGCAUAGGUCGAGCGACAAUGUGUAGAGAUGGUGCUUCGUGAGACGUUGCGCUGGUAGCUGGUAGCCUGAAUAUGAUUUCAUUUCCCUAAAUCAUCUGCUAGAUAGAUGCUGGCCCGUUGUGUUGAUGCUAAAUGCUGGAUGGACAUUCUCUCCGCCUAGGCGUGGAUGCGCGACUUUGUUGGCUGGGCUUGCGGGAGCCUAGAGUGCUUCGCGGGUCUUUGCCGCUUGUCAAGCCGCUGCAGCAGAGAGGAUUAGCCUAGUUUUAGGGGAGUUGGAAGUGCUU